Molecule: messenger RNA, 655 nt
Organism: Protobothrops mucrosquamatus (brown spotted pit viper)
Lineage: Eukaryota; Metazoa; Chordata; Lepidosauria; Squamata; Viperidae
Product: claudin-4-like
Exons: 1
Coding region: 1-645 (214 amino acids)
Biological process (GO): cell adhesion; bicellular tight junction assembly
Cellular component (GO): bicellular tight junction; plasma membrane
Molecular function (GO): structural molecule activity
Source: RefSeq, a predicted model, not a curated record
AUGGUCUCCAUUGCUUUUCAAAUCAUGGGCAUGGCCCUGUCUGUAGUGGGCUGGAUUGGGGCCAUCAUCACGUGUGCCUUGCCUAUGUGGAAAGUGACGGCUUUCAUUGGUACCAACAUUGUGACAGCCCAGACCACUUGGGAGGGGCUGUGGAUGAACUGUGUGGUGCAGAGCACUGGCCAGAUGCAAUGCAAGGUCUAUGACUCCAUGCUGGCUCUGCCUCAGGAUAUACAAACCGCCCGGGCUCUCAUGGUCAUCUCUGUGCUUCUGGCUCUCUUAGGCCUGAUGGUUGGCGUCAUGGGUGCCAAAUGCACCAACUGUGUGGAGGAGGAAGACGUCAAGGCACGUAUUGUCAUUGUCGCCGGGGCCAUCUUUGUGGUAUCAGGAAUUCUUUGCCUCAUCCCAGUCUGUUGGUCAGCCAAUACUAUAAUCCGGGAGUUCUACAGCCCAUUAGUUGUGGAGGCUCAGAAGAGAGAGCUGGGCUCGUCCCUCUACCUUGGUUGGGCAGCGGCUGCUUUGAUGAUCCUUGGAGGAGGAUUGCUGUGCUGCAGUUGCCCCAAGAAAGAGAGCAACAACUACAGUGCUCGAUACACAGCUGCUGUCUCUCAACCCCACAGUGAUUACCCCAGCAAGAACUAUGUUUAAGAGAAUCACA